GUGGUGCCAUUUGUGUCAGUCUACAGAGAAUCCAAAAUAAGAACCAAAUGAACAGAGAAAGAAAUCCAGGGAAGUAUCCAGAGAACUUGGAACACACUGAAGUCCUGAGGAUUACUAUUGGCCAAAUUGAACCAAAACUGAGGGGAAUUGCGUAACCUAUUUUUAUAGUACGUAUAACUAGUUGAGAUGAUUAUAUAUCUUGACUAUUGGAAUUGCGUGUCACUUCUCAAAUCCCACUCCCUCAGUCAGCUUGUCUUUCUUCUUUUCUUCUCUUUUCUCAUCUUUCAUCCUUUUCUUUUCCCUCGUUUCACCAACAGAGUCCGGUAUGUUAAUCUAUCCAUGCACCGUCUUCCCACUACUUCCAAGUUUCCUUCGUGUCGAUCCUGUGCAUCCACUCUCACUAACAGUCAGAACAGGGUUAAUUUCCUGCCUCCCACCCACUGCCGCUUUCUCUCGUUUCUUGCACUAUCGAUUCUCUCUUUCUCCCUUGUAAAAGAGAUAUUCCUCCCUCCUCCAUUUCCCCUAACUGCGGAUCCAUUUCAAGACAUAUACACGUCGCCCUUUCGCGCUGAACUUGGGAACCUGGGUUUUUAUUGCUCGCUGCCUCCCUGAGUCGUGCAUCUCCUCCCUUCACUGAUUUCCAUCCAACAUACACAUACCAUUUGAUCGUCUUGCUUGGCGGUUCCCACCUGUAUCGUGGCUGCGCUCCACAACGGAGAUCGCAACGGGUC
Aspergillus ochraceoroseus IBT 24754 is the source of this 731-nucleotide messenger RNA. RefSeq lists its product as uncharacterized. The coding region runs from base 187 to 612 and encodes 141 amino acids. The transcript has a single exon. NCBI's taxonomy places the organism in Eukaryota, Fungi, Ascomycota, Eurotiomycetes, Eurotiales, Aspergillaceae. The record is from RefSeq and is a predicted model, not a curated record.